This is a messenger RNA of Paraphaeosphaeria sporulosa, 969 nucleotides long. RefSeq lists its product as uncharacterized. The record is from RefSeq and is a predicted model, not a curated record. Bases 111 to 758 code for a protein of 215 amino acids. The transcript has 3 exons. Lineage: Eukaryota; Fungi; Ascomycota; Dothideomycetes; Pleosporales; Didymosphaeriaceae.
UCUCAAACAACAUUUAAACCCAAGCGCCGCCUGCCCGCCCUUCUGCUCCUUCGACCGCCCGCCCCAAAGCAUCACCACCUGCUACAUUGAUACUUCAAGCGCCCGCCACGAUGCUGUACACCACUCUUCUCAUCGCCUCUGCGGCCUUCUCUGGCCUCGCCGCCGCCCAGAACGGCUCCUCCUCGGACCUGCCCCCGACCAUCGAGCCGUGCUGCAAUGUUCCCGCCAACACCAUCCCCGACACCACCAAGUCGACUUGGUGCACCGCUUCGCAGAACACAUGCCCGGAGAUUUGCGGCGGACAGGGCCAGAUCGCCAGCGGUGGCAACACGUGCAAUGAAAACACCCUCCAGUACACCUGCAAGUGCCGCAAUGGCACCGAGCCCACCAUGUCCGACUAUGUCCAGACUGUCCCUGGUCAAAUGUGCCGUUACUGGUAUGCCGCAUGCACCAAUGCCACCUUCGCCUCCGACGGAGAGGGCAACGCGACGCAGCAGUUUGCAUGCGACCAGGCGCAACAGCAGCAGUGUGGAAACCUCACCACCAAGGACGCUUCGACGACCAGCGCUAGCAGCUCUGGUGGUAGCCGUCCUACCUCCACUGGCAGCUCUGACUCCAGCUCCGAGACCGGCUCGCAGACCUCCUCCAGCGCCAGCGGCACCAGCAGCACUCCCGGUGCCGCUGUCCGUCUUGCUCAGGAAUUCGGCGCUCCUGUUCUCGCGGGUGGUAUGAUCGCCCUGUUUGGCAUUGCCUUGUAGUAGUAGUAGUAGCACAUCAUCGGGCCGGUUCCAUGGGGAGGGGUGGUAAUGAGGAUGAGGCGCAGAGGUUAUGCAUCGGCAGCGCAUCGGCAUGACAGUCUUCUCCAGCAUCAAAAGAGCAUUGGAGUUAGCGUUUGUAUGUUCACGAUGGCUUGAGGGGAGGUUUAAUACGAGUUCAUGACCAGGCGAUAUAUCCCACAAUCAAGCGAUU